GCUUGAUUGGUUAAACCGCGGCGUUACUGUACGGAGCUAUAACAGAGACACAUGGUGCUACAAUGCGGCACCGUUGAUGAUAUGUCUUCAGUGGUAGUUAUUGAUUAAGGAAUGGAGACAGCAGCCCUGGUAGUUCCAGUCACAGCUCUGGAGUUCCUUCAGGAUGUGUUUCUACUGACAGGUGAGGGUCCAAUCUUGACAGUGUACGGUCUCCGACCUCGCCCUAAAGCCUGUGCCUCACUGAGCGUGCUCCAACACUGCAGAAUCCAUGGGAUAAGACCUCGAAGUGUGGUGGUUGUCCCAGCACAGAGCUCUGCCACAGGAACCCACGGGGGGAAGAAAGAUGAACUGAGCACCAUCUCGGGGCCCAACUUCUAUGACCUAGCAGUGUUUGGGGGAAAGGCUGUGAGGCUGGUGAGGCUCCACGUGGAUCUCCAGGAUGGGGAGCUUCUGCGCUUGGAGAUUCUGGGUCCCCUCGUGGAGCUACAGGACUGGGCCCUGGAUGUCCGCUGGCUCCCUGGAGACAAACGCUCUCUGCUCUGUGUGGCUGUAGCCCACAAUAGUGCUCUCCUCCUGGACGUCACUACAGGAAAUACCCUGAUUCAGCGCUCCUGUCUGGAGGGGUGUCUGCUGUACUCUGCCCUCCUUCUGGUACAUGAAUCCUGGGAAGAUUCUGUCUUAGUAGGAGGGACUGUUUUCAACCAGCUGGUUGUCUGGAAGCCUGGAGGAGGAAACGAAAGUGGAGAUUCUGAGUACAAAGCUCCAGUUGAGAGACGCCUGAUGGGCCACAGCGGGGUCAUCUUCAGCAUCUCAUACCUCCGAGAGAAAGGAUGGCUGGCUUCAGCCUCUGACGACCGCAGUGUGAGGGUGUGGGGUGUUGGUGCUUUAGGGGGCCCUGGAGGGAGAUGCGGGGACUCGAACGCAACUUGUUUAAGAGUCCUGUAUGGACACCAGGCUAGGGUGUUCUCAGUGCGUCUCUCCCCAGGGAACGUGUUCAGUGCUGGGGAGGAUGGGGCCUGUUUAGUCUGGGACUGGGCCGGGGGUGGCAAGGUGGUUCGUACAUUGAAGGGACACCGAGCUGGGGGGGUUCGUGCACUCGCAAUCAGUGAAGGAACAGGAGAUGAAGAGAGAUGGGUGGCUACAGGGGGGGCGGAUGGAGGGGUGAGGUUGUGGAGGGUAGAAGGGAGUGAGGAGAGGAAGGACAGAGUGGAGGAGGCAGUGACAGAGAAGUUAAGUGACCUGAAAUUUCCUGGUCAAGGCUCGCCUAAAGUGGUUUGCAUAGUCGGGGAAGAGGAUGAAAAUGUGGGCUGGUGUCAGAGUAAGUUUGUGGUUUGCACUGACCAAGGAAUAGUUUACCAGUACGGCGAUGGGCAGUGGGAGAUGGUCUGGGAAGGGACUCGUGAGUUUCAAUCUUACUGUGUGAUGGAAACAAAGACGGUUAUUGUAAAAGACUCAAUAGGAACAGUUAACUUGUGUGCUGUGGGAAACCUCAACGGGUCCAUACAAGUCUUCCCAAUCUCUCAUCCUCAGUGUGGGAUUCUUCUCACAGGUGGGUCAGGGAAGAUCCAUAGUCUUAUUUGGCGAGAGGCAGAAGAAAGCUUGUAUUUGCUAGCUUCAGGCGCUGAAGGACUUGUCUACCGCUGGUGUAUAGAAGUAAAACUAAAUGAAAACGGUUCCUUGACUCUCAGAGUAAAUCCCCUUCCUCCCUUCCUCCUCCCCCCAUGUGCCAAACGCUGGCUAACAGCUGCAGUGCCCCUCAUGUCCACGUCACAGGGGUUGCUGUGGGUGUGUGGGGACAGGAGAGGGUCUCUGCUUUUGUUUCAGGAAGGAGGAAAACUUGAGCAAAGGAUGGUAUAUGAAAAAACAGGCAGGAAACAAACUGAUGAUGAAGGGAUUGGAUGUGAGGAAAAUGGAAGUGAAAUGAUGGAGGAAAGAGAACGAAAAGAAGUGGGUGACCGCACACUGCACCCACUGAACUACCUGUUCGGAGUGCAUGGAAAACAGGGUGUAACUUCAGUGUGUGAAUACCAGGGACUGCUCUACAGCACCGGGAGAGACGGCUGUGUGAGGGUCUUCAGAGUGCGUCCAACACCACCGGAAAGCCCAGAAGAAGAGGGUAAUGGAAAGGGUGUGAAGAACAAAGGAGGGCUUCAGCUGGAGGUUCUCAGAGUCCAGCGGGCCUGCAAGGGUAUGGAGUGGCUGGAGAAGGUUUUGAUUCUUGAACCUGAAAUUCCAGUGGAAGAGGAAGAGGAGGAGGAGGAGGCAGAAGUCGGAGAGGAAUGUGAGAACCACUACAAGACAAAGAAACACAAUUUGACAGAAAAGCUGGAGAUGACAGAGGAUGGGAAAGAGGAGGGGAGCUUUGGAAGAGAAGAAGAAAAAACUGAGAAGGAGGAAAGAGAAGCCAGGUUCGUCAUCGUUGGCUUCCAUGCCAUCCACUUUGUGGUCUGGGACCCGGUGAGGCAAGAGAGGCUGCUAGCGGUGCCUUGUGGUGGGGGACAUCGCUCCUGGAGUCUCUGGCCUUCCCACAAAGGGGUUUGGCCUGGAUAUGGAGCUCUGGUCUUCAUCAAACAGGGGACUGUCCUGGCUUCGCAACCCCCUGGAGAGGCGCCGAGCUGGGCUGGGAAGGCAGGAAGGACUGGAGGAUGGGGCCUGAGAGAGGGCGUCCACGGGAGGGGGAUUGGGUGUGUAUGCAGGCUGGGGAGGAUAAGGGGAACUGGGAAUAAGAUUCAAACAAAGAGUACUGGAAAUGUGACCGAAAUUGAGGGAAGGGGUGGACUCAAAGAUGAAGUAAAGGAGGAAGGGGAUUGGGAGAUAGUGGUGACGGGAGGAGAGGACACUAGCUUAACCGUCCUGGCGCUACAUCCCAACUCUGGCAGCGUCAGAGUCCUCUCAGUUAUUACCGACCACAUCUCAAGCGUUCGGACAGUGACAGCGCUAACACGCCCAGAGAGAGAGAACCACACUCAGUCUCUCUCUGCCCUGCUCGUGUCAGCUGGCGGGCGAGCUCAGAUGCAGUGUUACCGGCUGUUGAUCAGCUGGGACAGGCAGAGACAGGUUCCCUCCUGCCAGGUAGUCCAGGUGGCCAGUCAUCGAUUGGACGAGCAGUGGGAGAGGAGGCGGAACCGACACAAGACAGUGAAAAUGGAUCCAGAAACAAGGUACAUGUCUGUAGUGGUGGUAAAUGAGAUGAAAGACUGUAGGCUUCUGGCUCUGGGCUGCAGCGACGGAGCUCUCAGAUUGUUCUCAGUCAGUGAAGUUAAAUGUCAAAUUGAAUUGUUGUGGGAGACAUUUUACCACCAGCGCUGUGUGCUCAGUGUUGCUGCCUGCAACCUGGAGGAUGGAAAGGCAACAGGUGAGCCAAAGUAUGAGCUGCUGUUCAGCGCUGCAACAGAUGGCAAAAUUGCUGUGUGGGAUUUAACUGAAGCUUCUUCCUUAUCGACCGGUACUUCAAGCAGCGCUCCAGCACCGCCAAUCCCCUGCCUCAACAUUCCCGCCCACCAGAGCGGUGUCAACUCAUUGGCUGUUUGGGCAGAGAAACUGGGACAAGAGGGCGGUUGCCUGGUAACUGUUGCUAGCGGAGGGGAUGAUGGGCAGCUGACAGUGUCCACGAUUAGGGUGCAGUACCCAGAGGACUGCAAGAUUGGGGGCAGCAGAGGGUUUUCUCAGAUUUCUGAGCCCCAGAUUUCUCUACAAACCCAGUUCCAACCCUCAAACCAGCUUAAUCUUCAUCUCCACUCCCAGUCCCACAUCCCGCUGGCUCAUGCUGCCCCUCUGACUGCCCUGAAGCCCCUGAGACCAGCCCUCGUGGUCUCCACUUCUUCAGAUCAGAGGGUUUGCCUGUGGAGUGUCGGCAGUACUGGUAUCAGCCACAUCGGGGCGCUGUGCUCCCACGUUGCAGAUGCUGCAGGACUCGCAGUGUGGGAGGGGCAGAUGAUAGAGGAGGAGGAAGGAGAUAAAACAACGAAAACAAGGUUUGAGUCUGAGCAGGAGACUGCAAUUUGGAGAGUGAAGGGGAGUCAGACAGGAUUAAAAACGAUGUGUGAGACAGCAGAGGGAAAGACAGGUGGGAGAUCCAAUAAGGAAGCCGCUGAUGAGGCAGAGGGCGGAGAACCUGUUGAAGCCAAAAGCGAGACAGGUGACCCAGUUUGUGAGACAAGUGAUGAGGAGGGAGUUGAGACAGCUGGUGAGCGUAGAAACCUAACAGUGACUGACAGCGUUGGUAAGACAGAGUGUGAGGUAAACAGCGAGACAGGUUCCAAGGCUUCCUGUGAGAGCAUGAAGAAGAGAGGAAGGACGGGAUGGGUGCUGGUCUGUGGCCAGGGCUUCCAGCUACUGCGAGUCAGAAAUACAGACAUGGAUGCAGAGACGUGGACUACAAGAAGAGAAGGAGUUAAAAUGACUUCAAAAGAAAAGUCAACAUAAGUGGAAUCAAAAGUUAUCAGCUUUCUCAGUGGACACCUUUUUUUUAAAACUAUUAUUAUUUAUGAAUUAUCUGUAAAUUGAAGCUGUAUUAAUUGAUAUCAAAAUAAUUUUACUUUGAUAAUUUUUACAUUUUUAAUAAAAUAUAUUUAUUCUCCUGA
Messenger RNA from Morone saxatilis (striped sea-bass), 4583 nucleotides. RefSeq names its product WD repeat domain 6 (gene wdr6). Lineage: Eukaryota; Metazoa; Chordata; Actinopteri; Moronidae. Gene Ontology annotation, cellular component: cytoplasm. The transcript has 7 exons. The record is from RefSeq and is a predicted model, not a curated record. Gene Ontology annotation, biological process: tRNA methylation. Gene Ontology annotation, molecular function: protein binding. The coding region runs from base 112 to 4425 and encodes 1437 amino acids.